Messenger RNA from Acanthosepion pharaonis, 660 nucleotides. The record is from the annotation of a GenBank genome assembly. NCBI's taxonomy places the organism in Eukaryota, Metazoa, Mollusca, Cephalopoda, Sepiida, Sepiidae.
AUGUUCGUCUGGGUUUUAUCUAUCUAUCUAUCUAUCUAUCUAUCUAUCUAUCUAUCCCUAGGGGUGGUAGGUUUCCGACACAACACACGGUUAUCUAUCUAUCUAUCUAUCUAUCUAUCUAUCUAUCUAUCUAUCUAUCUAUCUAACUGUAUUGUUAUCUACCUAUCUCAAUCAUUUCAUUAUCUAUCUAUGUAUCUAUAUCUGAAGACUCGUAACACACCUCUGGUUCAGCUGCUUAUAUAUCUAUCAUUGUCAUACGUCUUUUCCCACACUCACAUAUUGGGUGAUCUAUGGAUCUUACAUCUUCUUUCUGUGCAGAGAGACUGGCAUCGCAUCUCUGGAAUGGCUCUCUCUCUCUCUCUCUCUCUCUCUCUCUCUCUCAUGCGGGUUGUUUGCACGCUCGAAAAACUUGUGUUAUUUCGUUUAAUUCUUUCUUUGGAUGUUCAUAUCUAUCUAUCUAUCUAUCUAUCUAUCUAUCUAUCUAUCUAUCUAUCUAUCUAUCACAGUCUGUUCAUAUCUAUCUAUCUAUCUAUCUAUCUAUCUAUCUAUUUAUUACAAUAUUUUAUCUAUCUAUCUAUCUAUCUAUCUAUCUAUCUAUCUAUCUAUCUAUCUAUAUAUAUUUUAUAUAUAUAUAUAUAUAUAUAUAUAUAUAUCUGUUGA